CUCCACACAAGCUUUAUUAUUUGACGAGAAGAGUUUAGUUGAGAUUUCAGAGAGGACAGACGGCACAAAGAUGAACAGGACAGUGAUUGCGGGCUUAAUUUUGGUAAUCAUCGCGAGUAUUAUCCAGGCCAGCGUGAUUUGGGAAAGAUAUCAAGAUGCGAUAAACUACGUUCCCCGUCCUGGAUACUGCCCAGUAGGCGUACAGGGUAAAACAGUAGACUGUGGGCAGGGUUGUCGAGCUGACCAAGACUGUCCCGAUGGCGGGAAGUGCUGCCCAACAGCCUGUGGUAGAACAUGUAAAACACCCGUGGCGGAAGAUCCUAAGCAGAACAGCGAACUAAGAGGCUAACAUCAGGUCGGUGGAUGGAUGAGAAUCGUUUUCAUUACAAAGGAACCUCUCCACGACAGUGUUGCCUUUGGACACAUACAGUUAUCUACUGGGCGCAAAGGACGAAAAUCUAGUGUGCACUAAAUGUUGAAUUUCUGAACGGAAGAACCCAUGUUUCACACUUAAUUACCGUAUUGUGUUAUACUAUCUGUAUGUAUGUAUGUAUAUAUACUUAGGGUUUUACAACCACUCAUCUAAUAGA
Messenger RNA from Liolophura sinensis, 590 nucleotides. RefSeq names its product WAP four-disulfide core domain protein 8-like. NCBI's taxonomy places the organism in Eukaryota, Metazoa, Mollusca, Polyplacophora, Chitonida, Chitonidae. The record is from RefSeq and is a predicted model, not a curated record. Gene Ontology annotation, molecular function: peptidase inhibitor activity. The transcript is spliced from 4 exons. Gene Ontology annotation, cellular component: extracellular region. Bases 71 to 349 code for a protein of 92 amino acids.